AUGUGGCUGAAAAACAUCAACUUGAAGAAACCACCCAAAACACUGUAUGUCUGCUCGAUUCAUUUUGUGGACAAAAAACCAACGGAGGAAAACCCGCAUCCUACUUUGUGGCUGGGCUACGUCAAACCACCUGAGAAGAGACGCCGGAUCCUCAAAAGGAUUGACAGCAGCACUGUCAGGAGAACAUCAGAUGAGCUUCAUGAGAUGGAUCAGAGUGAGGAGCUGUGCUCAACACAAAAGCUAACCUGUGAUGCCCAAACACAGUGGUCAGACCCUGGGAUGGAGGACCACACCUAUUCAAAAAGACCCAGCAUCACAUUAGGAAUAAGUGCACCAUCCCCAGAAUUGCCACACCCAGUUGCAGACAGUAUUUUGAAGAGCGAUGCAGACUCCCUCUUGUAUACAGGGAUUCCACUCAUUGUGUUUCACACACUUGUAUCCUGCCUACAACCAUUCGCUCCUACUUCAUCAUCGAUGCCUGUUGUGGACCAAGUUCUAAUGGCUUUAAUGAAACUAAGGCAAAACUUUGUCAUGGCUGAUUUAGCACAGCGGUUUAAAACGUCACAAGGUCAGGUCAGCAAGACUGUUGGAAUGUGGAUAGACAUAAUGUCUGAACACACCAAGGAUCUUGUUUUGUGGUUGCCUCGUGAAACAAUCAAAGCAACAUUGCCAAAAGCUUUUAAAGAGCACUUUACGAAUACAACCUGUGUAAUUGACUGCACAGAGACAGUUUUGCAGAAAGCCAAAAACUUGGACUCUAGAAGUGAAUCAUAUAGUCACUACUAUGCCAGCAACACAGUGAAAUAUUUAGUGGCAGUUUCUCCCUCUGGAAUUAUCAUGUUUGUUUCAGAUGCGUAUGGUGGCAAAUGCAGUGACAGGUACAUAACACAGAACUCAGGGUUUCUGGACUAUUUACGUGCUGGAGAUGAGGUGAUGGGUGACCGUGGUUUCACAGUUAGGGACUUGCUGGAGGAGCGAAGGGUGAAUCUAAUCAUUCCAACAUUCACACGCAAAGGAUGCCAGCUGACAAAUGAUGGGGUCACACGCACACGUCGCAUUGCUCAUGCCCGCAUUCAUGUUGAACGGGCAAUAAGGCGUCUGAAGGUGUACAAGAUUCUUUCUCAAACAGUGCCCAUUAACUUGGUGCCAAAAAUAGACAAAAUGCUCAAGAUCUGUGCUGGUUUAGUGAAUUUAAGAGGUGAACUUAUUUCAAGUGGAAAGUGAGACAUUUAAAUUACACUUACAUAUUGAAUUCAUUGAACAUUUUCUGAUAACAAAUUAGAUAAAACUACACUUACAUAUUGAAUUCAUUGAACAUUUUCUGAUAACAAAUUAGAUAAAACUACACUUACAUAUUGAAUUCAUUGAACAUUUUCUGAAAAUUAUUUUAAAUGUUAUUGCACUGUUCUCUUUUGAAGUGUUUUAACUUGUGAAAUAGUAUUUCGUUAUGUACCUGCAUAAGAAUGACAAAGUGAAUAAUUCAAUCAAUCAAUCAAUCAAAUUAUAUAAAACUACACUUAUGUACAAAUUGUUACACAUGUUUGAAAAUAAAUAUCAAAUAUUGAAUUCAUUGAACAUUUUCUGACCCUCUCAACAGGUAAAGUGCUGUAUACAGUAGUUUGAGCUGCAACA
Messenger RNA from Scomber japonicus (chub mackerel), 1632 nucleotides. RefSeq lists its product as uncharacterized. Lineage: Eukaryota; Metazoa; Chordata; Actinopteri; Scombriformes; Scombridae. The coding region runs from base 1 to 1224 and encodes 407 amino acids. The transcript is spliced from 2 exons. The record is from RefSeq and is a predicted model, not a curated record.